Molecule: messenger RNA, 2686 nt
Organism: Branchiostoma belcheri (Belcher's lancelet)
Lineage: Eukaryota; Metazoa; Chordata; Leptocardii; Amphioxiformes; Branchiostomatidae
Product: endo-1,4-beta-xylanase A-like
Exons: 16
Coding region: 87-2327 (746 amino acids)
Biological process (GO): carbohydrate metabolic process
Molecular function (GO): hydrolase activity, hydrolyzing O-glycosyl compounds
Source: RefSeq, a predicted model, not a curated record
UGCCAAUUACGGCACCUUGCGCAAACUACGAGUACCAUUUGAACCUCGUGACGUUGCGUGUGGAGUCGACCUAUCUACCAGUAAACAUGUUUCGUGUCGUCUGUUUCAGCACCGUGACUCUAUGGACCGUGCUUAAUUGUCUGUUUGAAGUUAGGGGAGAAAUAUUCCGUAAUGCCGGUUUUGAGGCCCCGCUUGGUCCGGACAACUGGUACUGCUCGAGCUGCACGGGGGAACAGUACGGGCACGACAAGGUGGAGGGGACUGUGAGUAUGCGGGCAAGUCAGAGACGGGGUGCCUGGGCUGGGCCUUCGUACGACCUUCUGUAUGGAAGUGACGUCAUCUCUGACCGGACGUACGACUUCCAGAUCUACGUGCAGCUGAUGUCGGGUGGUGACGUCAAACAUCCAGUCAAAGUGACCGUGCAAACAACGUAUUCUGACGGAGAGACCUUCCACCGGCAGAUCGCGACUCUGAGCGCCGUGAGUCAGACGGACGGCUGGCAGCAGGUAGCCGCCACAUGGACUGUACCAGUUUACGACAAACCAGUGACGUCCAUGCGGCUGUACGUGGAGGGACCUCCGCAUGAGAUCGACCUACUCGUGGACAGGUCUUCUCUGACUGAGGCCGGUGUGGGCACCGUCGAUACUUUGCAGACAGGCUCGGAGCUGCUCUCCAACCCAGGAUUCGAGUCGUUGCUGGACUUCUGGCGAUGUUCCGGGUGUACCGGAGUCUACUUCACGGCAGACAGUUACAGCGGAACUUCGUGCAUGCUGGCUCAAGAUAGGAGUGCAUCAUGGGCCGGUCCUUCUCAGAACAUGGCCUGGGGGUCAAAGGUCAAAGGCGGACAUAACUACCAGUUCAGCAUCCAGGUCAAGUUGCUUGAUGGCGGAGACACGCCUUACCCGCUCAUGGCGAAACUACACGUGACGUUUAAUGACGGGAAUUCUGACGUUUGGCUUCAAGUUGCUGGAAGCUGGAUGUCUGCUCAGGAUGGCUGGAAGAAGCUCGGUGGGGAUUACACCAUUCCGGACUACGGCAACACCGUGAGUAACAUCCGGCUGUUUUUGGAGGGACCACCGGGCGAGAUCCGCUUCCUUGUGGACGACGCUUCCUUGAAGGAGUUCGUGUCUCCCACCACCGACUGGAAGUCUGAGGCAGACGCGCGGAUAGAACAGAUCCGCAAGAGAGACGUCAAGCUCAGGGUCAACGCACCGAACGCACAUGGCAUCACAGUGGAGGUAGCUCAGACCAGGUCCCACUUUGCCUUCGGUACGUCCGUCAGUGCCUGGGAGAUGCCCAGUAACAGUCUCUAUACGGACUUCUUCUUCAACAACUUCGAGUGGGCCGUGCUAGAGAACAAUCUCAAGUGGAGGCAGAACGAAUGGAAUGAGGGACAGAUGAGAUUCGACCUGGCAGACGCAACCAUUGAACUGCUGGAAAGCCGAGGGAUCCCGAUACGUGGGCACUGUGUUUUCUGGGGAGCCGGAGUCUCACAUGUUCCCGCCUGGCUGCCGGCGUACUCCGGGUUGGAGCUGGAGCAAAAGUGCUGGAAAAGGGUUGAUGAUGUGGUGGGCCGAUAUGCUGGGAGGUUGCAGCAUUGGGACGUGAAUAACGAGAUGCUGCACGGAAACUUCUUCGUGGAGAAAACGGGAAACCCGCAGAUCCGGUACGAGAUGUUCCAGAAGGUGAAGGAGAAGGAUCCUGGCGCCAAACUCUUCCUGAACGACUACGGAGUCAUCAACAGCGGGGCGAUGACACAGGCGUACGUGCACCAGGCGGAGGAGUUUCUCGCUAACGGAGCUCCAGUCGACGCGAUCGGAGCUCAGGGUCACUUCACGGGACGUCCUGACCCCGACCUUCUCAAAAGCCGCUUGGACCUUCUGGCCACUGCCGGUCUGUCAAUCUGGGUGACGGAGCUGACCGUAGCCGAACCAGACGAGCUGGAGAGAGCGGCAGGUUACGAGGACGCCUUGCGGGUCGCCUUCAGCCAUCCGGCCGUGGAGGGUGUCAUUCUUUGGGGCUACUGGGACGGGGCGCACUACGACCCGCAAUGUGCUCUGGCCAAUGGCGACAACGUGCAGGUCAACGAGGCGGGCCGCCGCUGGCAGCAGCUGGUUCUCACCGACUGGCGGACCAACCUGUCCCUACAUCACGGCACCACCACCUCAGCUGGGCAGGAGUUCGACUUCCGUGGUUUCCAUGGCAACUACGAGGUGACAGUGAAGUUCCAUGGCCAGGUGGCGACCACCAAGACCUUCUACCUGUCACCUGGAGACGGGCCGAGGACCGUGGAUAUAGACAUGCCUAAUGACGUCAUAGUCGGCUGAGAGGCUACAGAUUGCAGAUUACCACAUUCUGAUAAUAAAAUACAGAAUAAAGGGAAAAGAAACGUGUCAAGUCUCGGGCAUGAAGUUUAUCUUUCCUAUUACUCAGUACUAAAGUGACAGUACAUGUAAAUGUAUACGUACAUGUCAGCCAGUCCUAAACAUCUUCCGGUUCCAAAAUUCACAUGGAACUGUAUAUUUGUCGGUGUCUCCCUGUCAGGGACAUGAUGGUGACCUUUCAAAACACGGGGUUUGUUAAAGUCAGUGUAGACAUUAACAUACGUAAAGAAACACUCAGAAAAAAGCACAAACUCAUUUUCUUUCUUGCUUGCUUUUAUUACGUUGUGUGUGUAUAUAUUUGC